Messenger RNA from Phycomyces blakesleeanus NRRL 1555(-), 1212 nucleotides. RefSeq lists its product as hypothetical. Gene Ontology annotation, cellular component: Golgi apparatus. NCBI's taxonomy places the organism in Eukaryota, Fungi, Mucoromycota, Mucoromycetes, Mucorales, Phycomycetaceae. Bases 1 to 1212 code for a protein of 403 amino acids. The transcript has 10 exons. The record is from RefSeq and is a predicted model, not a curated record.
AUGUUUACCAUAACAAGGAUAUUGAAACAACGAGCGCACGCGAACCGAUGGAUAUUACUGUUCUUGGGCAUCACGAUACUCCAGCUACUUAUUUCUAUGAUUAACCUUAUAACCAACACCCGUUUCAGCUCACCGAAAAACCUAGGCCAGACUUUGGCUGCAAUCCAACUAGCAGAGGUUCUGAAGCAUAGAUUACAUAGAAAUAUUAUGGAGAGUGCAUGGAUAUUUAUGUUCCAGGUCUGGAGGCUAUGGGUUGGUUUGGAUGGAAUAAUAAGAGGAGACAGACCUCCUGUGAUUGUCGCUGGAGUAUCAACGAUAUGGACAAUCGCUAUGAGUGCUAUCCAAAUAGUCAUAUCCAGAAUGCUGAUUAAUCAUGGAAUGAAUGAAGUCUAUCCUCAACUUGUCAUGAGUGGUGUUCUUAUUGGCAUAUCUGCACCUAUAUUCAUUGUGGUAGUAAUGCUAGUAAAGAACUCCAGCUGGACGUCUACUCCAGAUCUAGGUCCUGAUCCCAAUAUGAAGAAUAUGUACAACUGUAUUUCCCGAUUCUUGGUUCUCUCCAAGUGCGGUAUAUUUUUCCAGUUUCUUUUGAUGCUUUUCCAUGGCGUGUUUAUGAAAGAUAUCGGAUUUCAGCCGUGGAACUGGGUACUUUUUAUUCCUCUUCCGAUACUUAGUCUCGUAUUUAUGCUGACGGGUCAAAAGGCAAUUGCAGCCGAGAGUUCCCCUUUGAUGAUAAUAUUUAUCCUAUAUCAAGCAUGCUUUCUGGCCUACAAUUCUUGUAUGAUUUGGUGGGGAGAGGGACACAUGGUAUACAACACAUGGAUCUUUUUAUAUACUUACAGUGGAGUGGCAAUGAUUCUGUGUUUGCUUACUCUCUUGACGAGUAUCCGAUGCCUUGCAAAUUUUGGCAAAGGUAUCCAGCCUUUUGUCAAAACAGGAUUAUUCAAUGGCAAAAAUGCCACGGACCUAUCCGAUGGAGAUGCGGAAAUGGCUUUCGCCACCGCGCCAAUGACACUUGAAAUUAACGAGAAAGAGGAGACUCCAAAUAAACACAACAACAACCUCAUAGUCAAUAGUGUCAUUGAGAUUACCACCAACAGUCAAAUCAAUCGUAGUGUCAAAAUUUGGAUACAGGCACCGAAAACAAGGUUUGAAAAUGGAACCCUUACUUAUAUAUAUCGUGUAACAAAGAAAAACCAAUAUCAGGCUGUCUAG